Messenger RNA from Arachis duranensis, 610 nucleotides. Its product is annotated as villin-2-like. The transcript has 3 exons. The record is from RefSeq and is a predicted model, not a curated record. NCBI's taxonomy places the organism in Eukaryota, Viridiplantae, Streptophyta, Magnoliopsida, Fabales, Fabaceae. The coding region runs from base 12 to 245 and encodes 77 amino acids.
UUAGGUAAUCCAUGUGCAUGUCCAUGUUUCAAAAUGAGCUACCUUAUGGAUUAUUUCCUGAUGCAAUGCAGGUUCAGGGGAACUCUUUCCAGAAAAAGGUGACAUUACUCUUCGGGAUUCGCCAUGCUGUAGAGGAAAAGUCUAAUGGGCCAAGUCAAGGGGGACCAAGACAAAGAGCUGAAGCUUUGGCUGUCUUGUCUAAUGCCUUUAAUUCAUCUUCUGAUAUGACAUCCAGUAUGUCAUAGGAUAGAUUGAAUGGGCUGAAUCAAGGAGGACCAAGACAAAGAGCAGAAGCUUUGACUACUUUAAACUCUGUAUUUAAAUCAUCAUCCGGAACCAAAAGUUCUAGCCCUAAGACAAUUGGAAGAAGUCAAGGAUCACAAAGAGCAGCAACAGUAGCUGCUCUCUCUCAAGUUCUUACUGCUGAGAAGAAGAAACAAUCACCUAAUUCUUCUCCUGUGGCAACCAGAAGUCUUGUUGUAGAAACUAGCACUUCCGGUGAGAAAUAUAGCUCUUAUUGUCUAAGUUAAAUGUGUCACAAAAGAAAGAUUAGCUAUUAUGAGAAGGUUAGAGCAUCAAGUAGUUCUAGUGCAGUUUCACUACCACGGCC